AUGCCAGACCUCUCAGCCUGGGCUCUUCCUCGGCUCAGCCAGCUGAUUCCUCUCGAUGAGGAGUCGCUGAAGCAAAUCAUCGACUAUUCAGCCACCCUCUCCAAAGAUGCCUGCGCCGAUCACCUGAAAAACCUCCUCGGCGACUCCCCCGCAGCCCUCGAAUUUAUCACCUCCUUCAAUGCGCGUCGCAAUGACGGGUCCCCCGCAACCUCAUCCGCUCAGAGCUAUACGGCAGCAGCUACAAAUACCCCAGACCGACCGAAGGGAAGAAGUAAAAAAGAGAAGAAGCCCUUGCACAGUGCUGGUCCCCCACGCCGCCCCGAGAACUAUGGUGAUGUGGGCGGAGGCUACAUGAAGUCCCAGCAGGGAGAGGACUACAUGUCUGCCAGCAAGCCUACAGCACAUGUAUCAGGGCUUUCUGCCCCCGGAUCCUCCGCUUCUUCUCGUGCUCAUUCGCCAAAACCCGCGGCUCCCCCGAAAGCGCCUCCGUCUGCAUCGGGACCUGUCCUGUCGGAUCUGCUACCAAAUGUGCGAUCCAAAACAAGCAAACCGAGUCGCCAAGCGGGAGGAGGGGGUGGUGGUAAUUCAGGGAGCUCCUCAAAGUCAGGCGGAUCGCUGACCACCAACAAUAUCUCCGAUCUGACGGCCGCGAUUGCCAUGCUGGAGGUCUCAACUAACCCGAGCCUGGGUUCAGAGAAGCGCAAAUGCAAUUGUUAUGCUACUAUUCACCCACUAUUUGACCCCGCGCCCAACUGUGUUAAUUGCGGCAAGAUUAUCUGUUCACUAGAAGGACUCCAGCCCUGCUCAUUCUGUGGUACUCCCCUUCUCUCUGCAGAGGAGAUCCAGGGUAUGAUCAAGGAGCUGCGUGCGGAGCGUGGACAAGAAAAGAUGCGCGCUCAUAAUGAAAGUGUCCAUCACGAAGGGGGCCCAAAACCAACGGGCUCCGGACCGGCCCCUUCGAGCAAGUUGGAUGCCGCAAGGGCUCACCGUGAUAAGCUCCUCCAGUUCCAAGCCCAAAAUGCUCGUCGAACUAAGGUGGUGGACGAAGCCGCUGACUUUGAGACUCCCAACGUGGCUUCAACACUAUGGAUGAGUCCUGCGCAGCGAGCGCUUGCCUUGAAAAAGCAGCAGCGUAUCCAAAGAGAAAUCGAGGAGAAGGCACGUCCAGAAUGGGAAAAGAAGAAGACUGUUAUGAGUCUAGAUAUCAAGGGCGGCAAGGUCCGAAGAGUAUACCAAUCUGCGACCGUCGAAUCUACCCCGGUGGUUAGUGAGCCCGAGCCUGAAGACGUUGUCGAACCCGAGCAAGCAUCAUCAAAAGGACAUGCAUUCAGUCACAAUCCACUCCUUGCAGCAGGAGGACUGAUGCGUCCGGUUUGGCGUGCUCCCGAGGGCAAAGGUACCGAAGCUGGAGAGCGGGGAGAGCGGAAGCAAACGUGGCGUCGUGUGCAGGAUGACAAUGAAGAUAACGAGCAGUGGAUCUUGGAUGGUGGGUUGCAUGGGCACGACGAGACAGUUUGA
Molecule: messenger RNA, 1518 nt
Organism: Penicillium subrubescens
Lineage: Eukaryota; Fungi; Ascomycota; Eurotiomycetes; Eurotiales; Aspergillaceae
Product: C2HC5-type zinc finger protein
Exons: 1
Coding region: 1-1518 (505 amino acids)
Biological process (GO): regulation of DNA-templated transcription
Cellular component (GO): nucleus
Molecular function (GO): zinc ion binding
Source: RefSeq, a predicted model, not a curated record